GACGGCUCGCGGUGGGACUUGGGAGCUCGGCCACGGUGGACGGGUUUUCAAAUCUCCCAAGUCCUUCCGUCUCGCCACUUCGCUGGCUUCCUCCUCUCCUUAUCGGAACCCAAUGUUCACCCCUGACCGCACCCACCAUCCACGUGGCGAGAAAAAGACGCCCUCGUUCCAUUGCGGCGCCGCGUUCUCUUUCACUCCCGUCCGCCUCGUGAUCUAUCAGUGGAAAACCUGAGUGGGUUUAACGGCAGGUGCUCCGCCCGUUGGUGCGCUUUCGAGACGCCGGAGAUACAGGAGGCGAAGGGAGAUGGAUUGCGUCGCGAGAAGAACGCGCAGCCGGAGGGCCCUAAGUGGAGGGGCCUGGCUCGCAGUCACGUCCCGCCUCCGCGGACGCGGUGCCGCCGUGCACUCCAGCGGCGAUGGCGUGAGCGGCUCCUCCUCCGCCGGCGGAGGGCGGGAGGUGGCUGGGAUUUCGGAUUCCCCUGCUGGAUUGGGAUUCCAUGAGAGGAGCGACACUUCGGUUGGGACACCGGGCCCGGAAGUGAUCGUCCUCGACGACGACGGUGAGGAGGAGGAUGGAGGAAGAGGAAUUGGUGGGGAUUGCAAGAAAGGGUCUUCUUCGAAGGGGAAUGGCGGCCGCCGGAGUUCUCGGAAGUCCACUUACGUGGAUGAGGCGGUGGAAUUGGGAGCUGGGCCACCACCACCGGGGUUCUGGAAAGGAGGGGAGUCCGGGUCGUCCUCCGAUCGGAAAGCGGUCAUCGCUGUAUCGGAUCUCAAGGGUGACGAUAGCGAGGCCACCGUGGAAGAUCGAACGAGGUCGAAAUCAGGUUCUAAUGAUGUAAAAUCGGCUUCUUGGAGCGGUUCAGACGCUGCUAGUGGGGGAUUGAAUGCUUGCGAUCAUGAAGCAAGAGAAGGGGAAAUGCUUGAAGUCAAUGUUGCCGAUAGAAAGUUGGAAGCUAAAGAAGCCUGUGAUGCCGGUGGAGAAAGGGAAAUUGAUGAAAUCGAGGAUUGUAAUGGGGAAGUUGAAGUUCUAGAAACUAACGAUGCUAAUGUAGAAGAAAAAGAUCAGGAAUUUGAGGUUGAUGAAGGGGGAACCCAUGAAGUUCACGAACCCAAUAUCAAAUCUGGAUCUCAAGAAUCUCAACAAACUGGCAAACAAGGGGUAAGUCACAAUCUUGUCGGCACCAAUGGAGAAAGAAAAGAUCAGGAAUUUGAGAUUGCUGACAGGAAAACCCAUGAAGUUUGUGAACCCGAUGUUGAAUUCAGAGCUCAAGAAUCUCAACAAACUGGCAAAGAACGGGGGAGUCAUAAUCUUGCUGAUGCCAAUGGAGAAAGAAAAGAUCAGGAUGUCGAGGUUGAUGAAGGGAAAACCCAUGAAGUUCAUGAACCCAAUGUCGAAUUUGAAGCUCAAGAAUGUCAAGAAAGUGGCAGAAAAGAUGGAAGUAACAUUCUUGCUGACGCUGGAGGGCGGAUGGAUGUGUUGGACAUUAAUGGUGCUGAUGAAGAAGAGGAUGCUGAGAUAGGCAGUGACACAAGAAGUGCUCAGGAAGUUAAGUAUUUGGUGACAACUUCUUGUGUCGCAAGGAGGACUCGAUCGAAAAUGGGGAAGCAGAGGAGAGUGUCGUACACUCAAUACUUCAACGUGGAAUUGUCGGAUGAUUCGGAGGACGAGGAGGAUGACGAAGAGGAGGAGGAGGAAGAUGACUCCUGUUAUGAAAGUGACAAUGCUGAGGCUGAGAACACCAGGAUAAUGAGCGAAAGUGGCCAGAAGGAGUGUGGGGAGAAUGGGCAGAGCUACAAGGUUAAGCCAGAUGUAAGAAGUUUCGGUGGUGAGGUCCGUGAGGAUCCUGCAAAUGGGAGUAUAGCAGUUGCUCACCAUGCUCGAUCUUGUUUUGAUUCAGAGCCUCACAAGAAGAAACCGAAGGUUGAGUUUGCAGGUAAUCCACUCUGUAUAAAUGUGGAUGAAUCAGACUCGGAGGACAAGUUUUGUUUCUCAUCUGGUACGGAUAACGGGAAGGGCAGUGGCAGAAAGAAUCAGAUUAAGAGUGGUGGCGGCGGCAACAGGAUAGAUAUGGAAUGGAGAGAAUGGACAAGGCGAGAGGAACCAUGGCUGGUGAAAACCAAGAAGAGAAAGCGUUUGCAGUCAUUGAAGAAUACCUGCCUCUUUAAUCUCCUUGUUGAUACCAUUUGCAACGAACAAAAGAAGCUUACGGAGAAUUUGGUUUCUCCCAAGGAACAAUGUUCUCCAUCAAACGUGAAACCGUCUUGCAACAAGGAUAUAUUUCCAUGCAUAUUCUCGUUCGCAGAUGAAGAUGACAAAUCUAUUGAAAAGUCAGAUUUUGAGAAAGUGCUGGAUGAAUUAUGGGCUGAUUUGGAAUUUGCUCUAGAGUCGAACAAUAUUGGUACCUACAAUAAUGAUGAGGGUCAAAUAGAAGUUGAUAUACUAGAGGAUGAAUCCGAUCUAUUGACAUUAUGUUCUCAAGGGAAACAUCAGUUUAUUCUUGAUGAGCGGAUAGGAACUAGAUGCAAGUUCUGCUCCUUUGUGAAUAUGGAGAUCAAAUACAUAAUACCAUCUUUGGCAACACACAUUUGCGAAGGGUCAGCUAGGAUAAACUCUGCUAAGGUGGAAGGCACACUUUUAUUUGAUGACCUUUGUAGAACGGUUAAAGAUGAUGGUAAACCAAAUUCAUGUGGUCUUCCAAAGGGAACUGUAUGGGAACUCAUUCCGGGGAUUAAGGAUAAAAUGUAUGAACAUCAGCAGGAAGCAUUUGAGUUUAUGUGGAAAAAUCUUGCUGGAGGAAUUGACCUUGAUGAGCUGAAGUCCGGUGCUAGAUCUGAUGUCAUUGGUGGGUGUGUGAUUUCACAUGCCCCAGGGACAGGAAAGACGCGAUUAUCAAUAAUCUUUAUCCAAACAUACAUGAAGGUUUUCCCAGAAUGCAGACCUGUAAUUGUCGCUCCUAGUGGAAUGCUCCUCACGUGGGAAGAAGAAUUCAGAAAAUGGAACGUGGACGUUCCAAUUCAUAAUUUGAAUGCUCCAGACUACUCUGGGAGGGAAGAUAUUGCCUUCCGUCAGUUGGCAGCAAAAGAACAUCGAAAUAUCAGUUUAAUGCGUCUAGUGAAAUUAUAUUCAUGGGUCAAAGGUAGCAGUAUCCUAGGAAUAAGCUACGGCUUGUUCAAAAAGCUAACAGCAGACAACUCUUGUGACCCAAAAUUGAGUCAGGUCCUGCUUGAGAGGCCAGGUUUGCUUGUUCUUGAUGAAGGGCACACACCCAGAAAUGAACGCAGUCUCAUUUGGAAGGCUCUGGGAAAAAUCAAAACAGAAAAACGUAUCAUCCUUUCUGGAACUCCUUUUCAAAAUAAUUUUGGGGAGCUUUACAAUAUUAUGUGUCUGGUAAAACCUAAAUUUGCUGAAAAGAUCUCAAUUAGACCAUCAAAACAAGGUCAAAGAAAGGCAAAAUUCUUCUCGGAUAUGGAUCAAGACUUCUUACCAGAAAAGAAUGAAGGAAAAGGGAUUUGGGUUUCUCUAACUAAUCAUGUUACUGAUGAUAAUGCAGAAGAAGUAAGAUCAAUAUUAAAACCAUUUGUGCAUAUUCAUAGUGGCAAUAUCCUCAACACUCUUCCUGGUUUGAGGGAAUGUGUAAUUGAAUUAGAUCCACCACCUCACCAAAAAGACAUCAUUGAGAAAAUGGAACACAUCGGAUCGAAUGUUAUCUUUGAGAAUGAAUAUAAGACCUCCCUGGCUUCUAUUCAUCCUUCAUUAGUCACUUAUUUGAACUUGUCUGAGGAGGAGGAAACUCUUUUAGACAGACCUUUGCUAGAGAAACAGAAGUUGAACCCCUAUAUAGGGGUGAAAACAAGAUUUGUAAUGGAAGUUGUUCGACUUUGUGAAGCAUUAAAAGAGAAGGUUUUGAUUUUCAGUCAGUAUAUUCAGCCACUGUCUAUGAUAAAGGACCAACUGAUCAAGUUAUUCAACUGGAGUGAAGGGAAGGAGGUGUUACAGAUGGAUGGCAAGAUCCGCACAAAAUAUCGUCAAUCCUCAAUUGAUAUUUUCAAUGAUAUGGAAAGUGAAGCAAGGGUGCUGCUUGCAUCAACAAAGGCUUGCUGUGAAGGGAUAAGCCUAACCGGAGCUUCAAGGGUUGUACUUCUGGAUGUUGUGUGGAACCCUGCAGUAGGGAGACAAGCCAUCAGCCGAGCAUAUAGAAUUGGGCAGAAGAAAUUUGUGUACACUUACAACCUGAUGACAAGUGGAACAGGGGAAAGAGACAAAUAUGACAGACAAGCUAAAAAGGAUCAUCUUUCUAAAUUAGUGUUUUCCACUGAAAUUGAUUUUACUAAUGUCAGAAAGAGUUCAUCACAGGCCAAAGAGCAACACUCAUCUAAAUUGAUUUCCGAAGAUAAAAUUUUAGAAGAGAUGACCGCACAUGACAAAGUAAAGGGCAUGUUUCUGAAGAUUUACUAUCCACCAAAGGGUAUAUGUGCUUAACAGUGUUGGCCCCUAAUUGAUGCAGUGGCCACCAUUGAUUGAAUUUUCUUU
Molecule: messenger RNA, 4531 nt
Organism: Elaeis guineensis (African oil palm)
Lineage: Eukaryota; Viridiplantae; Streptophyta; Magnoliopsida; Arecales; Arecaceae
Product: SNF2 domain-containing protein CLASSY 4-like
Biological process (GO): gene silencing by siRNA-directed DNA methylation
Molecular function (GO): ATP binding
Source: RefSeq, a predicted model, not a curated record